This is a messenger RNA of Rotaria sp. Silwood2, 813 nucleotides long. The record is from the annotation of a GenBank genome assembly. NCBI's taxonomy places the organism in Eukaryota, Metazoa, Rotifera, Eurotatoria, Philodinida, Philodinidae.
AUGGAGAUGGAGUUGAUGACUUCAGAUGACUCACAAUCAAUGAGCGGAUUGGUUCAAUCACUUAUUCAAAAUCGACUUAUAUUAAAAUCUGUUCGUGAUUUAUUAACUAUUGUUGAAACAGCUCUACUUAAAGUUUAUUUAAUUGAUAAUAAUAAUACAUUAGCUAAUGCAUUUUUACGUAAUCAAGAUAAUUGUUGCUUGCCAACAGAAGUUGAAACGGAACUUAUGAAACAUCAUCGUUGUCAAGAAUUAGUUUCAUUUUAUGAAAAACAAAAUCGACAUAGUGAAGCAUUAGAAUUAAUUAAAAAUACAGAAUCAUUAUCAACACGUGAAAAUAUUCUUAAUUAUUUAUCUAAACUUGAUAAUAAUCAAUUACCACUAAUUUUUAAAUAUAUUAAACCAAUGAUAAAGUUUGCUUUAGAAGAAACAAAGAAUGAAAAUAUUCUUCAUGAUAUACUAAUAUUAUUUGUUGGUAAAUCAAUACCAACAUCACCAUCACUAUCAACAAUGGAUAUGUCAAAUGCAGAAACAAUUAAAUUUAAUCCAAUUGAAGUAUAUGAAUUUUUAAAAGAUAUUAAUCAAGAUUUUGCUAUAAAAUAUUUAGAAACUAUUUGUUUAAAACCAGAACUUAAUUCUAAACAACGUGAUAUUUGUAAUCUUCUUAUUUAUGAAUAUCAUGAUCGUAUUAAACAAUUAUCCAAUGAAUCUGAACCAAUGAUUGAAGCUAAACAACAAGAAAUCAAAGAUAGUCAACAACAAAAUUGUAAAGGCAUCUUAUGCUUUACUAAAACAACAGAAAAAUUUUCAACUUAA